Messenger RNA from Gamsiella multidivaricata, 2007 nucleotides. Its product is annotated as peptidase-like protein S9. Bases 1 to 2007 code for a protein of 668 amino acids. The transcript is spliced from 5 exons. The record is from RefSeq and is a predicted model, not a curated record. Lineage: Eukaryota; Fungi; Mortierellomycota; Mortierellomycetes; Mortierellales; Mortierellaceae. Gene Ontology annotation, biological process: proteolysis. Gene Ontology annotation, molecular function: serine-type peptidase activity.
AUGACCCCUACUGUUGCGCCAUACGGCGAGUGGAAGUCACCCAUCGACGUCAACUUCAUCACGUCGUCCACCGUGAGCAUCUCAAACUUGCUCAAGCACGAGGGUACAGGUGCCCUGUACUGGGGCGAGCUCAGCGGCGCUACCAAUGGUCGCACUACCAUUAUGACUCGCAGUGCUGAGGGCGUCACCUCUGAACUCACACCGGAACCCUUCCAUGCCCGCUCGCGUGUUCACGAAUAUGGUGGCGGCACCUUCACCCUUGGAAGCGACUUUCUCAUCUCCAGCAAUGAUGUAGACUCGCGACUGUACAAGGUCAACUUGGCUACCAAGGAAACUACACCUUUGACACCCGAAAACAAGGCCUGGAGAUACGCCGAUAUCGAGAUUCAUCCCUCGGAAAAGUUCUUGAUCUGUGUGCGUGAGGAUCACACCGAGGACACUCCCCAGACUGUGAUCAACACCCUCGUCGUUGUCCGUCUUGAUACCAAGGAACCCAAUGUUGAGAUCUUGGCCGAAGGCGCCGACUUUUAUUCUGCCCCUCGCUUCAACCCAGCCAACCCCAGCGAGUUUGCGUAUUACUCGUGGAAUCACCCCUUCAUGACCUGGGAUCACACGCAGUUGUACUACAACCAUCUCGACAUCUCGGAUGCUUCCAUCAAGGUUGCAUCCCAGACUCUCCUUGCUGGUGACGACAAGAACAAUGAGGAGAGCACGAACCAGCCUCGCUUUGCAAAGGACGGAACUCUGUACUUUAUCAAUGACAAGACUGGAUUCUGGAACCUGUACAGUUACAAGGCUGGGGGCAAACCGGAGCUCGUCCUCUCGCAACCAAUGGAGGCAGAAUUUCAAGAUCCUGCCUGGAGAUUUGCCGGCAGAUCAUACUACCCGUUGAAGUCGGAUUGUACCAAGAUUGCGUGCUCCUAUAUCAAGAAUGGCGUCUACAACCUUGCGGUUAUUGACGCCAAGACCAAGACCCUUCAGGAUAUCCCUACAGAGUUCCAGACCAUCAAGUCCAUUUACGCCUCUACGGAUGGUCAGGACGACAUUCUUCUCCUCGACGUUGGAAGCUAUAAUAUCCCGGCACAGAUCAUCAGCUACAACCUGCACACCAGAGCCUACGAGGUUUUGAUGAAGUCGAGCACCGUUGAGGUCCCCAAGGGUUGGAUUUCCAAACCCGAGUCCUUGACCUUUAAGUCCACAGGUGGCCGCGUGGCCUACGCGCUUUAUUACCCACCUACGAACGCGGAUUAUGUUGCGCCUGAGGGAACUCUUCCUCCACUCCGCGUUUUGUCUCAUGGUGGACCCACAGGAGCAUAUGCGUCCGACCUAAACUGGAGCAUCAACUACUUCACCUCCCGUGGAUUCGGAUGCGUCGCUGUCAACUAUGGUGGUUCGACCGGCUACGGCCGUGCGUUCCGCAACAGUCUGCGCACAAAGUGGGGAGUGAUCGAUGUGGAUGAUUGCAGUGCUGCUGCGACAUACCUGGUCGAGAGAGGCGAUGUCGAUGGCAACAAGUUGGCGAUCGUUGGCGGAAGUGCCGGUGGUUACAGCACAUUGGCCUGCUUGGCGUUCAGGGACGUGUUCAAGGCUGGUGUGAGCCACUAUGGCAUCGGCGAUCUCGAGGUCUUGGCUAAGGAUACGCACAAGUUUGAGUUGCUUUACCCCGAGAGCUUGAUUGGACCUUACCCAGCUGCACGGGAUCUUUAUCUGGAGAGAUCGCCAUUGUACUCUGCAGACAAGAUUACGUGCCCUUGCGCGUUCUUCCAGGGAGCGGAAGAUAAAGUUGUGCCUCCCAAUCAGGCGGAGCUGAUGGUCAAUGCGCUCAAGAAGCGGGGCCUACCUGUGGCCUAUGUACUCUUUGAGGGCGAGGGGCAUGGUUUCCGCAUCCCCAAGAACGUGAAGGCUGCGUUGCAGGGCGAGGUCAGCUUCCUGGGAAGAAUCUUUGGGUUCACCCCAUUUGAUGCUGUACCGAUCGAUAUCAUCAACGAGGAUGCCAUUUCCAAGUGA